This is a messenger RNA of Impatiens glandulifera, 1824 nucleotides long. RefSeq names its product homeobox-leucine zipper protein HDG11-like. Lineage: Eukaryota; Viridiplantae; Streptophyta; Magnoliopsida; Ericales; Balsaminaceae. The transcript has 8 exons. The coding region runs from base 1 to 1824 and encodes 607 amino acids. Gene Ontology annotation, molecular function: lipid binding. The record is from RefSeq and is a predicted model, not a curated record.
AUGAGAGAGGUUAUGAAAGGUGGACCUUGCAUUGCUUGUAAGGUUCUUAACCCCAUUGAUGUAAAGAAAAAUGCCACCAUACGACAACUUCAAGCCGAGAAUUUGCGACUAAAGGAACAGAUUGAGAGGUUGAAAGUUUGUAAUAUUCUUGGGGGCUUGAGAAUACCUAAACCGAGAAGCCCCAAUGUACCACCACCUACGGUUGUUUCUUCGACGGAUCAAUUAGGAAAUUCGUUAAUGCAACUUAUCAACUCUAACGUGGAUUCUAUGAUUACAAGUAUGAAUCCACAGUUAGAUUUCGAGACGAGGAGCAUGAUUCGAACAAUUAUAUCGGCUAGGUAUGAGCUAGUGAGCCUAUUGCAUACAAAUGCUUUAUGGCUGAAAGAUAUGAUGACGGAUGGAAAGUACAUCAUUAAUAGGAGUGAAUAUGAUGCAAAAUUCUUGAAAACAAGUGCCCGAGAAAGCCAAAAUCUUAGAGGAUCGCGUACUCGCAAGGAAUCAUCUAAAUAUGAAGGAGUCUUAAGCAUGAGUGCUAUGGAAGUGGCCGAGAUGUUAAUGGAUUCGAAAAAGAGGAGAGAUCUUUUCCCUACCAUCAUAACAGAGGCCACCAUGGUCCAUGAGUAUAAAAAUCAAGCCACUCCUCGCCAAGUCGGGCCUAUAAAACUGGUUUAUGAGCAGAUGCAUUUAUUGACCCCAUUUUUUACUCCAAGAGAGUUUUGCUUUGUCCGAAUCUGUGAAAAGGUCCUUAAAGGAGUUUGGCUAAUAGUGGAGGUCUCUCAUGAUUUUCUCGUCAAUAAAUGUCAAGUCAAUUCUCCCGCUCGUGCAUGGAGGCUUCCUUCUGGCUGUCUAAUCAAGGAUGUCUCUCCUGGAGUCUCUCAUGUGACCUGGAUUGAACAUGUAGAAAUAGAUGACAAGGUCUCAAUUCAUCAUCUCUAUAAAGAUGUUAUCUUACGUGGAUUGGCCUUCAGGGCAGAUAGAUGGGUUCAAAUACUAUCGAGGUCCUGCCAUAGAAUUGGUUCUUUUAAGAAUGACUCGCAAAACCAAUUUUUUUGCACUCAACAAGCCAUGGGAGAUGUGAUGGGUGCGAUGAGGCCAGAGGAUAAAGAAUGCCUAAUGAGGAUAACCGGCAAGAUGGUGAAGAGUUUAUGCACCAAUAUGACCAUGAAAAACAACAUUGACAUGCCUGAACUUAGAGAUACUGGGAUUUUUCUCUCUUUAUGCCAAGGUGAAGAAAUCGAUAAUGACACAUCCAAUGGCGUAGUUGUCAUUGCAACUACCUCAUUUUGGCUACCCGCUUCAUUUGAAGCGGUUCUUGAUUUCUUAAGAAAUGCUAACCAAAGAGCUAAGUGGGAUAUUUUUUGCAAUGGAAGACCAGGGAAGGAGAUUGCUAACAUUACUUUUGGAGAUCAACUAGAUAAUUCAAUCUCUAUGAUCCAGCCUUUUAUUGAAAAUGCGGACAAAGUGAUUCUGGUUCAAGAGAUUCUAGUGGAUCCUCUUGGUGCGGUUGUAGUCUAUGCUCCACAUGAAAUGGAAGACUUGAACGGGAAACUACAUGGUUCAUUGUCGAGGAGCGUACUUCCAUCAGGUUUUUUCAUCUCUAAAGAUGGAAACCCUCUAAACAUGCAUGUUGAUUUUGGAAGAGCCUCUACUUCUACUCAUGUUGUACCACCUGGGGCCAAUGGUUCGCUCGUUACUGUGGCUUUUCAAGUUGUGUCUUUAUCUCGGGAAAUCGAGAUGGAUUUCGUCAAGGUUUUCACUUCUCUUGUUACUUCUACUGUUGACAACAUCAAGUUAGCCUUCGAUUGCCCCAACUCCAACGUGUGA